AAAUCACAAAAUGAAAUCAUUCAAAUUUCUCCUACCAAUCAUCAUAAUAAUAAUAAUAAUAAAGGAGAAGAAGGAGAAGAAGAAGAUGUGGGAAUGAUUGAUAUAAAUAACACUCAACUUGAUGAAGAAUCAAAACAAAAAUUCGAGUUCUAUAAAGGUCUAGCUAUCAAAAUCAAAGAACAAAUUUACACAGAAUCAAUUAUCAACAAAAAGGAUCUAAUAUCUCUUCUCACCGAGGUUUAUUUAAAUGAACCAACUUUGCUAUCUUACAAUUAUUUUGUAAACCUAAAACUAUUUUUUGAUCUUUUAGAACAUAACACAACUCCCAAUCUAAGAUCUUUUAUAUCAAAUUGUUUAUCAAAAUUUGUUUCAAAAAUUUCCUGUUUUAAAUUAGACGCUUCACAAUAUGACCAACUAAAAUACAUUUUUGAAAAAUACGUUCUACAAGAUUUUAAAGAAUCAAAUAAAGAAGCAAUAUUUGCUUGCAAAUAUCUUUCAGUUAAAUUUAUCAACUCAAUUUUUGACUACCAUGAUCAUUGGGCAAGACUAAUGAAUAUCAUAGCCACUUCAUCAAUCAAUAAAUUCGAUAUUAUUGAAGAAUCUAUCAAAGGUUUAAAUCCACUCUCAAAUAUUUCUUCAAAACCUUCUUUUUUAAAUUCAAACCAGGCUAUUGCAAUCAAUACCUCGAACUUCAAAUUUCCUUCUUUUGUUUCCUUGCUUGAUUUGUUUAUUGAAAAAAUACCUGAUAUUAAUUCUUCUCUAUUACACAAUUGUCUUUAUACUUGCUACACUUAUUUGCUAAAAUUCCUAAUCAUGAAUGCUGUACAAGGUAAAGACACAUGCAUCGUAAUUAACUUGGAAUGGGAAAAUAAUGUCGAUAAAGCAUUUGAUUUAGAUGCAAAUGUAAGACAAUUGGUUAAAAGUCACCUCAACUUACUUUUAAAUACAAAUAAUGGUAUAGUAAAUAAAUCAAAUCCACCGCCUUUAAUAGUUUUUUUAAACUUGAUAUUCAAAGAAUACUUUAAUUUCGAAAAUGACGAUAUAAACUUAACUUCUAUCAAUUCUUCCGAUCUGGAAAACAUUUUCACAUAUGGUACUGUUUUCAAUAAUAUUUUAUCUCUUUCACCACCAAUUGUCUCUAGCUAUUUUAUUCCUAAUGAAAUAGAUAAACUCUUAAAUUUCUUAGCUUUUAAUCCCAAUUCAAAUAACGCUGUUUCAAACCAAUCAAGAACUAAUAAUAUUUUAAAAAUACUUCAAGAUGAUUUAGUAUUACUUAUCUCAAAAACCACUGGCUUACUUAUUUCAAGACCGCAAUACUCUGAUCAAAAGAUUAAAUCAAUUGUUAAGAAUAUAGUCAAUGAAAUCCCAAUCAUUAAAAAUGAAUUUCAAGAUUCUUUUUCACUUCGAGAUAACCAAAUAUUUUCCGUUAAAUUAACUGUAUUAGCUUUUAUAUUAUCCAGAUGUUUUGCUUUAAGACGUUUUUCGGUUGUAUCUUUGGAUGAUUUACUAAAAAUUUUGAAUUUUUAUUCACAACUAAUGGAUUAUAAUCUCAAAAAAGAAAAUAAAAAAUAUUAUGAAAAUUUGUUAGAAGGAUUAGAUCAAUUGGCAAUAUAUGGUGUUUUAAACCCUCUCUAUUCUCAAGAUAAUCAUCUGGAAUAUACCGAGGAUCCCUUUAAAGAGAUCUACAAGAAGUUAUGUCUUACAGUCAAGAUCACUGUUAAAAGGCUCCAUGAAAAAUCUGUUGUAACUUUUUCUUAUUUAUCUUUGGCAUAUGAAAGCAUUCUUGAUACUGAAAAGAUAAUUGAUUUUCCGACUGUUAUCUUUAACGCUAAUAGUCUAAAAAAACCCGAAUUUGGGUUUUUUAGUGGUGAGGCUUUGACUGUUGUUGCUUGGGGAUGGAACUCAAAUUUGCUAAAUAAAAGCAUUGAUUUGCAAGAAGUUGAUAUUGAGGACCUCAAAAUUUUGGUUCCAAAAGUCCUGGACUCAAAAUUUAAUCUGGUUUUAAGCAUUACUUUGAACUCUUGUUCUAAAUCCAAACCUUCUUUAAGAAAAGCUGCAUGUCUUUGGUUGUUAUCCUUAGUAAAGUAUUGUGGUAACCAUACGUUAAUUAAACAAAAUGCAAAAGCAAUCAAUCUUGCUUUUAUGAGAUUUUUAGCAGAAAGAGAUGAAUUAAUUCAAGAGUCCGCAUCAAUUGGUUUAUCAUUAAUUUAUGAGUUGGGUGAUUCAGAUUUAAGAGAGUCCUUAGUCAAGGGAUUGUUAAAAUCAUUUACGGAUUCUACAGCUGCAGAAAAACUUUCUGCUGGGUCUGUUAAUGAAGACACAGAAUUGUUUGAACCUGGAAUUUUGAAGACCAGUGAUGGUUCUAUAUCCACUUAUAAAGAUAUUUUAAACUUAGCAUCAGAAGUUGGUGAUCCAAGUCUAGUGUAUAAGUUUAUGUCAUUGGCUAAAAAUUCCACCUUAUGGUCUUCUAGAAAGGGGAUUGCAUUUGGAUUGGGUGCAUUAGUAACAAAGGCUAAUUUGGAUGAUUUGCUUAAAUCAAACUCAAGCUUGAUCCCAAAAUUGUACAGAUAUAGGUUUGAUGCAAAUGAGUCUGUUUCAAAGACAAUGAAUGACAUGUGGAAUAUUUUGAUAACAGAUUCAUCAAAAACUAUAUUAUCUCAUCAUGAUAUAAUAUUCAACGAAUUAGUCAGAGGUAUGGGUAGUCGUGAAUGGAGAGUAAGACAAGCCAGCUGUAUUGCACUAAUUGAUCUUCUUGAAGUUUUGCCUUUGGAAGUCUACGAACCUAAAUUGGAACUUAUUUGGACAAUGUCAUUCAGAUCAAUGGAUGAUAUUAAAGAUAGUGUUCGUAAUUCAGGUGCUCAAUUGACUAAGUUUUUAGUUUCUAAUUUGACCAGAAUCACAGAUAUUCCUUCAGGAGCAUCUUCUUUAAAAUCAGAAAGAAUAUUGAAAAAAGUUAUACCGUUUUUAUUAGGUAACAGAGGUUUGCUAAGUGAUGCCGAAGAAAUCAAAACUUUUGCUUUGAAAACAAUAUUUCAAUUAUGUGAAAAAAGUGUAACGGCUCUCAAACCAUUUUUACCAAAUUUAAUUGGAGAAAUGAUAUCAAUGAUGACCUUAUUUGAACCCCAGGUUGUUAACUACUUAGCACUCAAUGCUGAAAAAUAUGACACAACUGCACUUGAUAUUGAUAAUCAAAGAUUGCAAGCUGUUUAUCAUUCACCAAUAAUGAAAUCAAUUGAUCAAAUGUUAGAUGUUGCUGAUGACAAAAUGAUGAAGGACAUCAUUCUGCAUAUCAUCGAUUCCAUAAAGAAAUCUGUUGGAUUUCCAUCAAAAGUUGGAAGUUGCAAAAUUAUUGUUACAUUGAUCUCAAGACAUUUAGAACUUACUCGACCAUAUGGUGAAGUUUUAUUAAAAGCAAGCACGUCUCAACUAAAACAUAGAAAUGAAACUAUUCGAGAGGGAUAUGCUCAAGCUUGUGGUUAUGUAUGCAGAAUUUGUUCUACUGACACUGUUGCUAAAUAUGCUGUAGAGCUUGAAAAUAUGUAUCUCAAGUUCGAUAGCGUGGAUCAGAGAAGAGUAGCAGCGAUAGCAAGUGAAUUUGUUGGAACCUAUGCUCCUUCAAGUUUCUCAUCUGUUGCUUCAGCAUUUUUGCCCUUAGCUUAUAUCGGAAAACAUGAUCCUGAUAAAGAUGUCAAAGACAGUUUCAACAAAGUAUGGACCGAUCAUACGGCUGGUAGUGGGGCUAUUAAGUUAUAUAUCGAAGAGAUUUGUACUCUUGCCAAAAAAUGUUUGAAUUCUCAGUCUUAUUUCAUAAAAAAAGUUGGGGCAGAAUCUAUUUCCAAUGCAUUGAAAGCUAUUUCUCAUCAUUCUAAAGAUAAUCCUUUGAGUUCUCAAAAUACUUUGAUUAUUUUCCAACUUUUGAUUGAAACUUCCACGGGUAGAUCAUGGAAGGGCAAGGAGUCGAUUUUGGCAGCUCUAGUCACACUUUGUCGAACAAAUCACCAAUUAGUUUUGUCUACUGAAGGACUAUACGAUCGUUUACAGAUGAUUAUGAUAUCCGAAUCCAAGAGGAAAAAUAGAGAAUAUAAAGAACAUGCUGUAAUUGCACUAUGUCAAUUUGCCGAAUUAUUUCCAAGUGAUACCAUUUAUCAAGAAUUGGUAAAUAUUUGCGAACCAUUAUUAGAUGAUGAAUAUUUUAAAGAAGAAGAUGAUGAUGAUAAUGAUAACAAUAUAGGUACAAGUGUUGAUAGAAACAACAAAGGAUUGCCAAAUGAUAUACAAUCUUUCAAGAAAUCCUCAGCAAAAAACUUAAAACUUGAACAGUUUAAAAAUAAUACUUUGAAAAGUUUAUCAAAUAGUUUUAAAUGUUAUGAUGAAAAGUUUUCACAACCUCUUUUUAUGUUGAUUCUAAAAUCAGUUGAACGUUUCUUUGAAUCCAAAGUUGUUAUUAUAACAUGGCGAACUCAAAUAGCUGUUUGUGAUUCUUUUUCAAAAUUAAUUGAAACACUUUUGUCUUCAAAACAAUCUUUAUCUAUGGAAGAAAUUGAAUUUUCGAUAUCCUCUUGGAAUACGAUAUUUUUUAGAUGUUGUAAUAAGGCUGCAAUUGAGAAUGUUAGAUUACAAGCAGUUCGUAGUUCUUCAAAGCUAUUAAAGUUGUUAAAUGCAUUAAAAAUUGAAAAUCAUGAAAGCUUCAUUAUUGAAAAAAUGAAUAAAAUGAGGGCUGAAGAAAGUUCGUCAGUUGUAAAAGUUGAGAUUGAUACAGUAUUGUAUAAACACUAACUUUUAUUAAUUUUUUUUGUUAUAUUUUUUUAUAUUUUCUAAACUUUUAUGUAAUCUUUAUAAAAACUAGAUAAAAAUAAAGCUUUUUUAUUUACUUAUUUACUUGUUUAUAAUUUUGUACUGUAUUUAUGUUUUAUGAAUCCACAAAAAAAAUGCAUAAAGUGAAUAGCACUAAGCAAAAUGAUAUAGAAAAUGAA
Molecule: messenger RNA, 4973 nt
Organism: Ascoidea rubescens DSM 1968
Lineage: Eukaryota; Fungi; Ascomycota; Saccharomycetes; Ascoideales; Ascoideaceae
Gene: ECM29
Product: Ecm29p
Exons: 1
Coding region: 94-4776 (1560 amino acids)
Cellular component (GO): nucleus; cytoplasm
Molecular function (GO): molecular adaptor activity
Source: RefSeq, a predicted model, not a curated record